GAACCGGGCGCGGCAGGACGCCGAGCCCCACCGCCCUGGAGCGGCCAUGCGGCUCCUGCCUCUUCUUGUCUGGGCGCUGCUGCCAGGCUGCUGGGCGGUGACGGGGCCUGGCACCGUGCGGGGGUUCCUGGGGGGGUCCCUCUCGGUGACCUGCGCGUACGAGCCCGGCUAUGAGACGAUGCCGAAGUUCUGGUGCUAUCCGGGAAGCGUUUCCACCUGCAAAACUGACAUCGUUCUCACCUCGGAGCUGAGCCCCGUGGUGCAGCGAGGCCGGGUCACCAUCGAGGACAAUGGUACACAACGGGUGUUCACGGUGACCAUUAAAGACCUGGUUGUGCAGGACGCGGGCACCUACCGCUGCGGGGUGCGAACGAGCACACUCUCGCGUGAUAAGAGCGCCAAUGUGAGGGUGAUCGUGUCCCCAGCUCCGUCUUCCUCCUCCCCGGCAUCGCCCUAUGGCCCCACCACUGAGCACCGGGAUCUCACUAGCUUUGUAUCAGUCUCCACACAGGCAAAUCCCCAGGCGGAAUCUCUGCAACCACGAUCAAAUCUCUCCCACCACAAAGGCUCCAGCCCUCCACACUUGGAUGUGGUUGAGCACAUCCUCACCCCAGUCAUCGUAGUGGUUCUUCUUUUGCUUGCAGUUGCUGUCGGUGUUUUGGUAAUAUUGACUAGGAAGAGGAAGAAGGCCCCUUCUGGAACAGCUGUAGAGAUGGACAGGACUGGCAGCAUGUCACAUACAGGAGAAGAUGCCUUGAACUAUGCGGACAUCAACCACCGCACGAGCACAGCCGAGAGCCAGUUGUACAGCAACACCGAGGCAUUACGCUGCUUGGCAGACACCACGACAGAGUACAUGGAGGUCAAGCAGAGCAACAAGCGUUCGGAAGAGAAAAGAGAGGCCGCAUAUGCCACCGUGCGGAAGUGUCCACCAGCGCAGCAGGAGAUCUACGCCAACGUGCCGUCAGCUCCACAGCCCAGAGGAGAGCCCCAGAGCCCGGUGCAGAGGGAGUGAGCCCGUCCGGGUCCCUGUGCUGCUCCUGCUGCCGGCAGCGCCAGCGGGACACACAUGGGAUACACACGGAGGGCAGUGGGCUGGCUUUCUGCUCAGGCAGGAGCCGGCUGGACAGCAGAGCUGCUGCUCUUGUGGGCUUGGAUGUUUCCUUGGAGCAACCUUGAAGAGAUUGAUGAUGAGCAGGAGGCACGGGGCGGGAUGAGGAUGGAAUCAUCCCUCUGCGUUUGGAGACCUCACCCGCACAGCAGUGAUGCUGGGAAUAAAACCUUACCCCUUGCACUGGGGUAGCUCAAGCCAGAGACCGGCUGGGCAGGGGUGGAAGAGCCCAGCAGCAGGAGGUGAGGGUGGGCUCUGCCUGGCUCCCUGCAUCCAGCACCCAUCCCAGUUGCCCCUUUGGCUGUUAUUCACAGGGACUGAAGCUCCCAAACCCAUUGGUCACCUCGGACUGACUUUUUUCACGCUGAUGGCAGGCAGAGCUGGCAGCUCCUGGGAAGCAGGACAGUGAGAUGUGCUAUAUCCAAAUGCAUUUGUUACAUCCAAACACUGGAGGGCUCAAGUGGAGGGUGCAGUGCAUUAGGGUCUCGAUGAUGGCAGAGGAGGUCCUGUCCCUCCUGCACAGUGGCUGGGAAGUGUCUCCCUGACCCUCCUGGUCCCACAUCCCCAGGGACGUUUGUUCCUGCUCUCUCUCCACCACCAUUCCCAAGGAACUCCAGGCUGGAAGCACACGGAUAAGCAGUAACCGUGACCCUGCUCUUCUCUGCUUUGCUGAUAAUUUAUUUCAUGGCACCCACUCAAUACAUCUGUUUGUGAGGCUGAGUCAAGUGUAUUUCAGGGGUUCAUUUGGAGAGGAUCUGUUAACUUCGUUAACUGCUGCAAAGCUUUGUUUCAGUAUUGUAAUUGUCUUAUUUGAGAAGCCACGUGGAGCAUCCCUGCUCUGACAAAGCCAAAGUCGGCUGGAAUUAAGUGCCUGUGGUAAAACA
Strigops habroptila (Kakapo) is the source of this 1995-nucleotide messenger RNA. RefSeq names its product CMRF35-like molecule 2. Bases 47 to 1015 code for a protein of 322 amino acids. Gene Ontology annotation, molecular function: transmembrane signaling receptor activity. The transcript has 7 exons. NCBI's taxonomy places the organism in Eukaryota, Metazoa, Chordata, Aves, Psittaciformes, Psittacidae. Gene Ontology annotation, cellular component: plasma membrane. The record is from RefSeq and is a predicted model, not a curated record.